AUGGCUCCACAGAAGACGAGUGAAUUUGAACAACAACAUACAAAGGUAGAGGAGGAAGUGGAACAUACUGCUGGAAGUGGUGAUCCUCGUACCCGUCGUCCACGUAGUGCAGCUAGCAAAGAUUUUCAAACUGGGGGGGAAUAUUUAAUAACUCUCAAAGGCGACAUAGUGACAGUAGAGUCUGUUCCAGAUAGUGGUGGCAGCACCUGCAGUAAAGACUUCCAGGAACGCUUAAACGAAAUAACAGAGAAGUGGUUUCAAAUCAGGGAUAAGGACAAAACAAAUCAGGAUGACUUGAAUGAAUUUUGGAAUCACAUCAAACAGGUGCUGGGGAAAUUAGCUGAUGCCUUAGGCAAAGAGGACGAAGCAAACAAUAAUCUAUGCGACAAUAUUACGGGCAAAAGUGGUCCACUUACUGAUAGCGAAAAGACGGCAUGUAAUAACAUUGGUAAAGGGUUGAGGGGUAUAUACAAUAUUCAGCUUGAAGCAAGUGAAAAAAAGAACCCUGUUCAGAAUCCAAAUUUUGAGCAAACAAUAGGUUGUCUCAUGUUAAAUUUAUACGCUCACGAAAUAAGCAGCAAGUGCCCUAUCAUGGGAAAAACUGUUAAAGAGGCCUUUACAGUCCACAAGGAUCUUCACGUAGAGGAGUGCAAGAGUGGGGAUAAUAAAUGUGUUCAAUGUGUGUGGGACGAAUGUGCAAAUUAUACUAUUAAUGGAAAGGAAAAUCUACGGACAAAACCACUAUUACUGAAUGGUUUGGAUGGAAUUCCUGGCGACGAUAUGGAAAAGUAUAAAGGCUUCUGUAGAAUUAUAAUAAGGAAUAUAAUAUUGACGACAGCCGUUGGAAAAGAAUUUAAAGACAAAAACCAGACUCAGAAGCAGGGGAAGGGUCAGGCUCCAUGUGAAAAAAUCGUAAAGGGAAUUCCUGUAUGUGACUUACUUAAAGUAUGGAUGUGGUAUAUGGACUUGUUCUGUGUACCGAAAGCAGUUAUAGAACAGGCCCUUAGAGGUGUGAAACAGGUCAGGGAAUUGAUGGAUAAAGGUGGGAACUAUGCGGACUGUACUUAUGAUGCUGCACUUAAGAUUCCUUAUACGGGACAGAAGAAUGUGGUAGAUGAAGUGUAUGAACUAUUUGACACAAAUAUGUUGCAUACUAAUAUGGAAGCAAUAACUGACAAGAAAUGGUGUGCCGAUAAGGGUAAAGGGCAAAAGAGGAGAAGGAUCCCUGAGGAUUUGAACCCUGGACGGGCUGAUCAGGAAAAGAAGGAUCAGCUGGUUAGUGGUGACGAAUUAGAAAAAUUGAAGGGUCUCAUUACAACAAUUGGAGAGAAACUGCAGGAUGAGAAAGAUGAAGGUCCUCCUCGAGAAGAAGAUCCUCCUCGGGAGGAAGAUGUUCCUGAGAAGAAGGAAGAAGUACCUGAAAGGAAACCACCGUCGGAAGACACUGAUCAAACAGGUGAAACAGAGGCCUCUGAGGAGACAGACGCACACGGAACAAAGGACGAAAGUAAAGAAAAAGAAACCCAGAACAAAGUUGAACCAACUCCUCCUGAGGACGGCAACGGGGAUGACCCAUCCUCCAGCGGCAGCAGUAGUUCUUCCUCUUCUAGCAGUAGCAGUUCCUCAUCAAGUGAUGCUGGAGGUGCUGCUCUUGGUGGAGGUAGUAGUCGUGGGUCAAUUUCAGUAACACCCAAGGCUGAACCACUUACUGACAGGAAAGGAAUCGAUCCCUUCCUUCCUUAUUUCCCUCUUGCUCCUGCCACCAUUGGAAUCACUGUUAUGAGUUAUCUACUUUGGAAGUAUUUUGGAAUGCUUCGUAAGGCAAGAAAACGUUAUAGAAGAGGUCCUCAAAUUCGUGGUCCAACAUUGGAAGAACAACUCCUUGCUCAUGUGGACCAACCUGGUCCACGUGAAUAUUACAUUGUUAAGGAACGCAAACCUCGUUCUAUGCCUAAAAAAAGGAUGAAAAAACAGGGCGUUCGUCGCCGCAUGAUUAUUGAUAUUCAUUUAGAAGUCUUAGACGAAUGUCAAAAAGGGGAUCUGCAUUCGACGAAGGAAGAUUAUUUUACCAUUCUUGUUCAAGAGUUUAUGGGAUCUAAAUUCAUAAAAGAAGAAAAGGUUCCAAGUUGA
Plasmodium coatneyi is the source of this 2130-nucleotide messenger RNA. RefSeq names its product SICA antigen. Bases 1 to 2130 code for a protein of 709 amino acids. The record is from RefSeq and is a predicted model, not a curated record. The transcript is spliced from 7 exons. NCBI's taxonomy places the organism in Eukaryota, Apicomplexa, Aconoidasida, Haemosporida, Plasmodiidae.